AUGUCUCUGGAAGCACCCGCUCUUACCAAAUUCAAACCCGGUUCUAUCCCAUCAAACCGUCGGUUCACCAUCUCGGCGGCCGGUUCACUGUCGCUCAUCCAUUUCCGCGGAACCGUAAGCUUUCCUCUACCUUUGUUUUCCAAGCGGAAAGUCGUUUUCCGUUCGGGAAGUAAAGUUCCCGCGGUUUUGGAGAAGAAUGAGUGUGCUGUGACGGAGCAAACUAACACACCGGUGAGAAUUGUGGCCGUCGUCGGUGACGGCUCCGUCAGCCCCCUGAAAUGCGCCACGUGGCAAGAGGUCAUGCUCCACACCGCGAAGAGACUAAAAUGGGUUGAUGAAGGAUAUGAAAUGGUUGUGUUCACUGACAAUCUCAGUCAGUUGUCUAAUCAAACUGUAGUCAAUCUGCAAAAGGAAUUGAACCAUGCAGAUAUUUUGCUGAUUGUUGCUGUCACAGAUCAAGAAUCUGUGGAGUGGAUUCAGGAAAACAGUCGAAAUGUCCCGAAUAUAAUCAGCUUCGACUCCUCUCUGAAUUUAUUGAAUAAACUAGGAGGAACUUAUGUCCAUUCUGAAACAAAAGGGACCAUAUUUGACAAAAUAGUUGGUGUUGCACAGCCAAAGAAAGCAAAUGAAUCAGUGGAAGUUAUCCAAACUGUAUCUGAGGCGUGGGAUCGACACAAUUCUGAUGAUAUAAGGUUCUGUUUGUUGGUUAUUAUUAAUGCUUAUAUAAGGCCAGUACCAACACUACAGAACUUGAGAUCGAAGGGUUUUUCAACUCUGAAUUGCAUGGUACUGAAUUGUGGACCUCAGAUACUUAACUGUCUUCUGGAUCCUAAUUGUAGGAAAGCACUUCAGUGCUUGAACCAGUGCAGUCCAGUUGAUCAGGUUUGUAAUUAUCGGUGUAUUGCUUCAUAUGAAAGUCCAAACCUGGAAGCAUUCUCGCUGUGUGUAUUACAGAAGAACAAUUGCCUGGAAUUGGAUGCAAAGAUUCCUGAAAAACCUUAUGUGCCUCCAAUGGCGAAGUUUCAAGGAAAAGACUUGUCUCAUGAAACCGCUGAAGAUCUUUUUGUUGGCUGGUUGGGGAGUCUGGAUUGGAGUUGGCGUGUUGUGGCUGGACAAAACCCAGCCUAUGAUCAAUUCCCUUGCCAGUACCAGCUAUUUUACAGGGGAAAAGCAAAAGGGUCGUUUUGGUAUGAGCCUGUUUUUCAGGUUAGAACUCUAGAGGGGCGGCUGGUCUGGAGGAGGCGGAAGUAUCGGGUUAAGAGAGACAAGAUUCCAGGGACGUUUUACUUCACUGUCCUGGAUAAUGGGGUUGUUUCAAAAGAGUUUUGGACGAUCGUAUAUGUAUCUGAUGAUUUCAGUUGGGGUUUGUUUCAUUAUCAUGGUGCUGCAAGAGUUGCUGGGCAGUCUUAUACCGGAGCAGUGCUUGUUAGUCCGAAUGGGGCUUACCCAAAUGAAACAGAGAGAAUUAGAUUAGUUACUGCUUUGGACAAGUGUGGAAUUAAAGAAUGGGAACUAUUUACAGUUGACAAUUGCUCAUGCCAGGAUCCUCCAUUAGGAAUUCCAGAGGGUUCAAGUUUGCAUUCUACAACUGACGUCAAAGACCAGAACUGGUCCUGCGUUUAGUUUUAUAUGGCGAUGAGCCAAUAAGUUUCACUGUGUCUUAAUUGGCUCCUGGAUCCGGAAUUAACAGGAAGAUCGGCAGACUACUUGAAGGAAUUGAAGAUUAUGCAUUCAUUUGCCAUUAAAAGGUCAGUCAAAUUUGAAAGGCUCUUUGAUGGCUAUUUACACUCAACAGGUAUUCUCUUUGAUAACGAUCCUUACAGAAUUGGUGAAAAGGAAAA
Pistacia vera is the source of this 1841-nucleotide messenger RNA. RefSeq lists its product as uncharacterized. The coding region runs from base 1 to 1623 and encodes 540 amino acids. The record is from RefSeq and is a predicted model, not a curated record. The transcript has 2 exons. Gene Ontology annotation, biological process: xanthophyll cycle. Gene Ontology annotation, molecular function: violaxanthin de-epoxidase activity. Lineage: Eukaryota; Viridiplantae; Streptophyta; Magnoliopsida; Sapindales; Anacardiaceae.